This is a messenger RNA of Lacerta agilis (Sand lizard), 1813 nucleotides long. It is a transcript of the gene GALK2, whose product is annotated as galactokinase 2. Bases 138 to 1514 code for a protein of 458 amino acids. Gene Ontology annotation, biological process: galactose metabolic process; carbohydrate phosphorylation. The transcript is spliced from 10 exons. Gene Ontology annotation, molecular function: galactokinase activity; ATP binding. Lineage: Eukaryota; Metazoa; Chordata; Lepidosauria; Squamata; Lacertidae. Gene Ontology annotation, cellular component: cytosol; cytoplasm. The record is from RefSeq and is a predicted model, not a curated record.
CGCCCCCGUAAUGCCGGAAGGAAGCCGCUUCUGUACUCCAGGAUCUGAGCUUAGGGCUUUGCAAGCUAGCUAGAAAAGAGAAAAUCUCCAACCGCUUUACUUUGCCCUGGUGCGCGCCAACUCGCCAGGAGCAAACCAUGGCCGCAGAUCUCCCUCCCACCUUCUCGAUCCAGCUGGUAGAGGAGCCCAGAUUGCUGAAGCUGAAGAAGAUGUUCAUCUCUAAAUUUAAAUCAACUCCCAAGUUUUAUGCUCGGGCACCAGGGCGAGUCAACUUAAUAGGUGAACAUAUAGAUUAUUGUGGAUAUGCUGUGCUCCCAAUGGCCAUAGAGCAAGAUAUACUUAUAGCUGCUGAACCUCUAAACACUCCAGCUAUCCAUCUGGCCAAUACAAACCCUUUGUACUCGGAUUUUACUACAAAUGCCAACAACAUUCAAAUUAAUCAAAUGGAACCUUUGUGGCACAACUACUUUCUAUGUGGAGCCAAAGGAAUUGAGGAUCAUUUCAGUCUUGACAGCCCAAGCGGCAUGAACUGCCUUGUAGAAGGCACCAUCCCUCCAAGUUCUGGCCUCUCCAGUUCCAGUGCCUUGGUCUGCUGUGCAGGACUUGUGACCCUUAUGGCAAAUGAGAAGACUCUUCCAAAGGUGGAGUUGGCUGAACUCUGCAGCAAGAGUGAACGCUACAUUGGCACAGAAGGAGGAGGCAUGGACCAAUCCAUCUGCUUUCUUGCGGAAAAGGGAACUGCCAAGCUGAUAGAGUUCAAUCCUCUUAGGGCAACUGAUGUGAGGCUUCCAGAGGGAGUAGCUUUCCUUAUUGCCAACAGUUGCGUUGAAAUGAACAAGGCAGCGACUUCUCAUUUUAAUAUUAGGGUGAUGGAGUGUCGUCUGGCUGCAAAGCUUCUAGCAAAAUCCAGAGGCCUAGAUUGGAAAGCAGUGGCAAAGCUCCAGGAAGUGCAGGUCAAGCUGAAACUAAGCUUAGAGGAAAUGCUGGCUGUGGUUGAGGAGGUGUUUCACCCUGAGCCUUACAGCAUAGAGGAAAUUGGGAAAAACCUGGGAAUUAGCUCCAAAGAGCUACGCACUCAGAUCCUCAGCCAGAACACACAAGAUGUGACCAGCUUUAAAUUAUACCAGCGUGCUAAGCAUGUGUACAGCGAAGCUGCCAGAGUCCUGGAGUUUAAGAAGAUUUGUACAGAGGCACCUGAAGAUGCCGUCCAGUUAUUGGGGGAUUUAAUGAACCAGAGCCAUGCCAGCUGCAAGGACUUAUAUGAGUGCAGCUGUCCUGAACUGAAUCAGCUGGUGGACAUCUGUCUGCAAUUUGGAGCCAUUGGGUCGCGCCUGACGGGAGCAGGAUGGGGUGGCUGCACUGUGUCAAUGGUUCCUGUGGAGAAGCUGGAGAGAUUCCUAGCACAUGUGAAAGAGGCUUACUAUAAAAAUAAUAACCAGAGGUUAGCGCUGGAAGGAAACAGCCUAUUUGCUACCAACCCUGGUGGUGGAGCGACAAUUUUUCUGGAGUCCUAAAGGAUGUCAAUUUUUUAAAGGAAUAAUCUGUGGCACUGUGAAGUUAGCAGGACUUCCUAUGCUACAGUAAACAGAUCAUUUGUUUUUAUUAUAAUGAGCAACAUCCAUUAUUAGAAUGCAUUUUGAAAAAUAAUUGUAAUGAAAUUAAGAGUUCUAUUAAUUGUAAUGUAUUUUCCCCGCAGAACUUAUGCUUCUAAAAGAGAUCAUCCAAAACACUGAUUUCUGUCUGGACUUUACAAAACUUUAUUUGCCAAAACCUAUUAAUGUAAGAGAAAGAAAUGAAUCAGAUUGAAAUUUUU